Monodelphis domestica (gray short-tailed opossum) is the source of this 7459-nucleotide messenger RNA. It is a transcript of the gene IPO8, whose product is annotated as importin 8. Gene Ontology annotation, biological process: protein import into nucleus. NCBI's taxonomy places the organism in Eukaryota, Metazoa, Chordata, Mammalia, Didelphimorphia, Didelphidae. The record is from RefSeq and is a predicted model, not a curated record. Gene Ontology annotation, molecular function: small GTPase binding. Gene Ontology annotation, cellular component: cytosol; nuclear envelope.
CCCUGGGGAAUAAUCUACGCAGUCAUCCUCUCGGAGAGACUGGUGCCAGAGUGUAGGACUCUGCGUGGCGGCCAGAUAUUGAACACUCUCUCUUUCCUGGUUUUUCUGACGACUUUAAUAGUUCCGGGAUUUGUACAACUUAACACUAGCAUAGUCCAAAAAGAAAUCAGCGAACCCAUGAGACAAUGAGAACUAUUAGAACAAAAUCCAAAGACUGAAAAUACAGAAGAUAGUAUGAGAUAUCUGAUAGAAAAAACCAUUGACAAGGACAGUUAGAUAACUCAGUGGAGUAAAAGCCAGGUCUAGAGACUGGACAGCCUAGAUCAAAUCUGGCCUUAGGUGACAUAUGUUCUAGCUGGGUGAUCUUGGGCAAGUCACUUAACCCUCAUUCCCUACCCGUACUGCUCUUCUGCCUUGGAACCAAAAUGGUAUUGAUCCGAAAAUGGAAGGUAAAGGUUAAAAAAAAUGGACUUGGAAGCCAGGUCAAGGAGGGAUAAUUUAUGAAUGAUUGGACUCUCUGAUUAAAAGAAAGAAUGACUACUCUAGCUCAACAAAUCGUACAGAAAAGCUGUCCAGAUCCGCUGGAGACAGAAGGCACAGUGAAGAUCAGAAAGAAUCCACAGGAUGCUUCUGGCAAGGAACGCCUAAAGGAAUAUUGCCAGGAAUGUCGUAGCCCCAAUGCAGAGCUCCCACAUCGAAGAAGAAAUCCACGUACGGGCUGUAGAGAGAAGCGGUCCAAGUACCCCGGAGUCACGGACCCCAGAACACCUGUAAGUGACCACUCAGCCUAGACUAGUCCAAAAGCCAUCUAAGCCUUUAUGCAGAAUCACGGCCUGCAACAAGAAGAAUCGUCCUGGGGAGGCAGGUGGACAGUUGGAUCUCGAAGGUGAAGUAGUCCAAAAAGGGGAAGAAAGUAAAAUGGCAAUAGAUAAACCAGGUAAAAAACCCUGACAGCAGUGCUUUAGGGAACAGACUUGGCGUCCCUCCCCCAGGAAGUCGAGCUGUUGGGGCAGACAGCAGACCAGUCUCCACCUAGCUUGGGGGUGAGAAUUAGAAAGGGCAAGAAGAGGAAGCAAUUUGAGGACUCUCAAAGAGGUCAGGAUGGACCACAUGGCCAGCCAAGUGACUUAAUGGCUGCGAAAGUAAAUCGCCCUAAAUAACAGCCCCACAUAAAUCUGAGGACCCCACGUUCCUGUGUCGGUGAUAAGGGUUUGUUUGAUUAAGAACCUGUAUGUAAACCACGUAUCUUGUAACCCUACAGAAGCUGUUCCAAAACGUUAGAUCGAAGCAGCUUCCACCAGGGAAGGCUGUCGCGGGGGAAGAUUCUUUGUUCUUUUAUCAAUAAAUCGCGGCUCCAUCGUGAAUUCUGGGCGUUUGAACUCACGUUGUGAAGUGCACCACUUCAGAGAACAACAGGGCACGGGCCAACAUUCCACUCAAAAGAGCCGAGCUGAGGAGGAGCUUUAAAACGCCCCCCAAAGGCCAGAGCUGAGAGAAGCUGGGGCACACUGAGCCGCUGGAAGGGGCUUUGUAAGGUCAACGGUGUUCGGUCGACUACAGAAUCCCUGGAUAGUCCUGAGGAAGCUAAAUCAGAGAAAGGGAUGAGCUCUGCGGGCUCCAGAGGGCAGCCAGCAGAGGACGAAGGGCAGGAGGACGGGGUGGGAUUUUACUGGUCAUUCCCGGAGAAUGAGGAAGCACAGGGGGCAGGAUGGUUUGAUACAAAAGUACCCCAGACUCAAUAGGGAAGCGAGUGGGGAUAAAGGAGGAACAAACUGAUCCUAAAGAGGGCAAAACUAGGAAAAGGAAAGGAUGCGGGUCUACAGCUGGGCCUGUGGGCUGGGGAAUUACUGAGUAGAAUGGAAUGUCCCUGGGCCAUGCGCAAACAGGAGGGGACAGGCUGCUGGGAGACAGGCCAGGAAGAAGAGCCUCGGCCCCUCAGGACGGCCCUCCGAGGAUGCUCAGCUCCGCUGUGCAUACCUUGUUACAUUUCUCCUUCUGUUCACUGGAAGGUGGGCUUGAAGGGAAAAGGAGUAGCCAAAGGGAGGCCACAGAAGAGCCAUAAAACCCUUGAAAGGCGCCCAAGGAAAGAGAAGAAGCGCAGAGAAGCAGGCCUGAGCGCGGGGGCCCAGAAUCGCUCCUUCCAAAUGCCAAGUUUGGGCCGGCGUGCUUUGCCGCAGGUGCUGUGUUCAACAUUUUUGGAGUCAGCUGGAAUGGCCUGCAAAAUGACUUUCUGAGCCCCGACUCCUUCCUGACAAAAUGGCGGCUAUUCUGUUUCCCAACUUGUUCUCCAGCAUUCAUCUGAAGUCUCUCUUGGCUCUUUUCCCACACCAAAUCGAUUCCGGUGACCGUGAAGAUAAGAAAACUACGUGCUGCCGCCUUUUGUCCUUGCCAUUACUGGGCGGACCCAGGGCUAGGCAGUGGAGGUUAAGUGACUUGCCCAGGGUCACCCUGCCAGGAAGGAGCUGAGGCCACGCUAGAAUCCAGCACCUCCUGUCUGUCUGGCUGGCUCUCUUCCCAGCUGCCCCUGGGAACAGUUCAGGGAACAACAAGGGGUCCACAGUAGGGCCCCCCCCCCCCCCCACGGGGCUGGUACUUCGUUCCUUACCCUAGAAAACAGGCAAAAGGAUUAAUGAGUCACUUCCAGGGCUGUGCAGACUGGGAAAGCCGCCCCCCCCCCUGCGGGUCCUGAGUUCCAAUUGUGCCCUCUGUGGAUUGUUCCUCCUUUCUCCUGCACGCACAUCAGUAGUGAAGAGGUGCUGGGAUGAGGCCGCCCGGGGGGCCACAGGCCUCCUCCUGAUGCGCAGAGGCGUUCCCUGGGGGGGGGGGGGGGGGGGAGAAAGGCCCCGGGGACUGACUGGCUCCACAGUGCUGGGCGCCCAGGAUCCAGGACGACGCUGGGAGGCUCGUUCCGGGGCGGCGUCUCCGCCCCCCCCCCCCCCCACGGGCCCCACGUUCCCUCUCUCCCCGGGAGGAACGCACGGGCCCGGCAGGAAGGCGCCCAGAGCCGGGGAGGGAGAGAGCCCCGCGAGCCGCUCUUUGGCAAUGGAGCCCAGUGGCCAGGAGGCCGAGCCAGCGGAAGGAGCUCACUGCCUUUCCUCUAGCUUCUCCCGCUCCGCCCCUCCCCCACGGCUCCCAGCCAGGGCCGCUCCCCGGACUUCUGCAGAGGCUCCUCUGGUCGGGGCCAGCCGGUGCUUAAACCUUCCUGGGCGGCGCUCGCGCUCCCAACUUGCACUGCGCGGCUCGGGGACUGCCUCCGCCUCGGAGGUCCGAGGAGACGUCGGGGACGGAGCCGGAGCUGGCCGGGAUGUGGGGGUCGGCUCUCCCGCCAUCCUCCGGGCCACGGAGCCCGCCAAGCCUCGCCUCGGCUAGGGCCGCCGCGCCGCCUUCCCCCUGCUCUUUGCUGACCCCUGGUGGGGCCUGCGGCAGCUGCACUACGGAGAGCGGGGACUCGGGCGUCCUUCCGUACAACAAGAUGGCCGCCCCCGUCCGAGGGGGCCGCCACCAGGAGGAGGAGGGAAGGGGAAGCAGGGAGCGGCCGCCGUAAAGGAAGGCGGCUCUUCCCUUCCUUCCCCUUCCCCUCCCCCGCCCCGCACGGCUGUCGCAAACCGGUGAAUGGAAAGGGAGUUGGGGAGCGGGGGAGGGAGGGAAGGACUUAGGGCCCGGCGCGUAGGAGCGGCGCCCCGAGGAGCUUCAGGUGGGGGCGGCCGGGCCGAGAGUCGGCAACUGGGCCUCAGGCAGGCGGGACGGAGGGGAGGGGAGGCCGGAGGUUAUUGAGCCGAGGCCGCCGGCACCUCCGCUGCGCAGGCGAAGAUGGACCCCAACCGGAUCAUCCAGGCGCUGAAAGGCACCAUCGAUCCCAAGCUGCGCAUCGCAGCCGAGAAUGAGCUCAACCAGUCCUACAAGAUUAUCAAUUUUGCUCCCAGCCUGCUUCAGAUCAUCGUCUCGGACCAAGUGGAGUUCCCGGUGCGUCAGGCAGCUGCCAUCUACCUGAAGAACAUGGUGACGCAGUACUGGCCGGACCGCGAGCCCCCGCCCGGAGAGGCCGUGUUCCCCUUCAACAUCCACGAGAACGACCGCCAGCAGAUCCGGGAUCACAUCGUGGAAGGCAUCAUCCGCUCUCCAGACCUCGUGAGGGUGCAGCUGACCAUGUGUCUGCGGGCCAUCAUCAAGCACGACUUCCCGGGCCACUGGACGGCCGUGGUGGACAAGAUCGGCUACUACCUGCAGUCCCCGAGCAGCGGCAGCUGGCUGGGCAGCCUGCUCUGCCUCUACCAGCUCGUCAAGACCUACGAGUACAAGAAGGCGGAGGAGAGGGAGCCCCUGAUGGCCGCCAUGCACGUGUUCCUGCCGCGCGUGCAGCAGCAGAUGGUCCAGCUGCUGCCCGACCCCUCGCACUACUCGGUGCUGCUCCAGAAGCAGAUCCUCAAGAUCUUCUACGCUCUGGUGCAGUACGCGCUGCCGCUGCAGCUGGUGAACAGCCAGACCAUGAUGCACUGGAUGGAGAUCUUCCGCACCAUCAUCGACCGGCUCGUGCCCCCCGAGACUCUGCAGAUCGACGAAGAUGACCGACCCGAGCUGGUGUGGUGGAAGUGUAAGAAGUGGGCGCUGCACAUCGUGGCUCGCCUCUUCGAACGAUAUGGAAGCCCAGGAAACGUCACCAAGGAAUACUUUGAAUUUUCAGAAUUCUUUUUGAAAACGUAUGCAGUUGGCAUCCAACAGGUACUUCUCAAAAUUAUAAACCAGUAUCGGCAGAAAGAGUACGUCGCUCCACGCGUCCUCCAGCAGACGCUGAACUAUCUCAACCAGGGGGUCGUGCAUUCCAUAACCUGGAAGCAGAUGAAGCCACACAUACAGAACAUAUGCGAAGACGUGAUCUUCACGGUGAUGUGCUACAAAGACGAGGACGAGGAGCUGUGGCAGGAGGACCCGUACGAAUACAUCCGCAUGAAGUUCGACGUUUUUGAAGAUUACGCGUCUCCAACCACAGCGGCGCAGAACCUGCUCUACACUGCCGCAAAGAAAAGAAAAGAGGUGUUGCCCAAAAUGAUGUCGUUUUGUUACCAAAUCCUCACAGAGCCGAACUUUGACCCCAGGAAGAAGGAUGGAGCGUUGCACGUGAUAGGCUCCUUGGCCGAUAUUUUACUGAAGAAGAGUGUGUUCAAGGACCAAAUGGAAUUAAUGCUGCAGAACCAUGUGUUUCCCCUGUUUUUGUCUAGCCUGGGAUACCUCCGAGCAAGAUCCUGUUGGGUUCUUCAUUCAUUCAGCACUUUGAAAUUCCAUAAUGAGCUCAACCUAAGAAAUGCAGUUGAACUAACAAAAAAGAGCCUAAUUGAAGACAAGGAAAUGCCUGUCAAAGUGGAGGCUGCAAUAGCUCUUCAGUCAUUAAUUUGUAAUCAGGAACAAGCCAAAGAGUAUGUGAAGGCGCACGUGAGGCCUGUUAUGCAGGAGCUCUUGCACAUUGUCAGAGAGACCGAGAACGACGACGUCACGAACGUCAUCCAGAAGAUGAUCUGUGAGUACAGCCAGGAGGUGGCCACUUUCGCUGUGGACAUGACUCAGCACUUGGCUGAGAUAUUUGGCAAAGUUCUUCACAGUGACGAGUAUGAAGAAGUGGAGGACAAAACUGUGAUGGCCAUGGGGAUUUUGCACACCAUUGAUACUAUUUUGACGGUUGUGGAAGAUCACAAAGAGAUAACUCAGCAGCUGGAGAGCAUUUGUCUGCGGAUCAUCGGCCUCGUCCUGCAGAAGCACGUGAUAGAAUUUUAUGAAGAAAUUCUCUCGUUGGCCUAUAGUUUGACUUGCCAGAUGAUUUCGCCUCAGAUGUGGCAGCUGUUGGGCAUAUUGUUUGAAGUCUUUCAGCAGGAUUGCUUCGAAUACUUUGCAGACAUGAUGCCCCUCCUGCAUAAUUAUGUCACUAUAGAUACGGCUACUUUACUCUCCAACCCUAAGCACUUGGAGAUCAUUUACACCAUGUGCAGAAAGGUACUGACUGGCGAUGCAGGAGAAGAUGCCGAGUGUCACGCGGCCAAACUCCUAGAAGUGAUUGUUCUUCAGUGCCGAGGAAGAGGAAUCGAUCAGUGUAUUCCGCUGUUUGUGGAAGUCGUGUUGGAAAGGCUGACGCGAGGGGUGAAAACCAGCGAGCUGCGCACGAUGUGUCUGCAGGUCGCGAUUGCUGCCUUGUACUACAACCCCGAUCUGCUCCUGCACACCCUGGAGCGCCUUCACUUCCCCCACAACCCCGGGCCCAUCACGGCGCAGUUCAUCAAUCAGUGGAUGAACGACACCGACUGCUUCCUGGGGCACCAUGACCGCAAGAUGUGUAUCAUCGGCCUGAGCAUCCUCCUGGACUUACAGAGCCGACCGCCUGCCGUCGAUGCCGUGGCUGGACAGAUCGUUCCUUCGAUCCUUUUCCUUUUCUUGGGCCUCAAACAAGUCUGUUCCACUAGACAACUUCCAGGCCAAGAAGAUCGUUCUAAGGAGGAAAAGGCCGAGGCAGAAGUCAAUGAGGAAAUCCCAAGCGACGAGGAAGACACGAACGAGGCCAGGCAAGCGCUGCACGAGCGCGGUGGCGGGGAAGACGAGGAGGAGGACGACGACGACUGGGACGAGGAAGUCUUAGAGGAGACGGCUCUGGAGGGCUUCAGCACCCCCCUGGAUCUGGACGACGGCGUGGAUGAAUAUCAGUUCUUUACGCAGGCGCUCCUCAGUGUGCAGCGACGGGACGCCGCCUGGUACCACCUGUUGACGGCGGCGCUCAGCGAGGAGCAGAAGAAGGCGCUCCAGGAGAUCUACACGCUGGCAGAACACCGCCGGAGUGCCCCAGAGACAAAGAAGAGUGAGCCCCCAGGAGCUUUUCCGUUCAACAGUAAAGGCCUCUUGCCGGCGUUCAGCUUUGGGACUGUGCCCAGCAACAACUGAAGGCGGCAACGCCCACACGGAGCAGUGGCUGCUGACUGGAGGAGGAAGGGGAGAAGUGAGGGGAGCGCUCCCUGUUAAGUGGGUCGCUCGACCACUUUCCUUAAGCAGCACACUGAGCUCCUCCCUGCUCCUUGCGUUCCAUACAGCCACGGUCGUGUCUGAAAUUCUCAGAAAGAAAAAGGUUGGACUUCAGAGCAAACCGCGUCCUCCAAAGGUGGCUUAGGUUGAGCCCAAUUGCACUUCUCAGGUCUUUGCCAUGUAUAAUUGGUGGAUUUAUAUGUGGAUAACAGUGCCUUCUGGUGUACAUGGAUUGCCUGCAAACAGAAUGGAGUGCAUUGCCGUUUUUAAGCAUAUCCUCUUCACACUUGGUUCUCUGUUUUCCCGUCUACGUUUUGCUACAUGAAUUGAUUGUUUGGUAUUCCGUUCUGAUUCCCUCUGCUCUCAGAAACGUCCAUGCUGCCCUCCUCAGAAAUUGCUCUGGGGAGUUUCUGCAGGAGUUGGAAAGCAUGCACGGCACUGAUAAAGUUUCCUUUGUGAACAA